This is a messenger RNA of Strongylocentrotus purpuratus (purple sea urchin), 2286 nucleotides long. Its product is annotated as tumor suppressor candidate 3. Lineage: Eukaryota; Metazoa; Echinodermata; Echinoidea; Camarodonta; Strongylocentrotidae. The transcript has 12 exons. Bases 100 to 1107 code for a protein of 335 amino acids. The record is from RefSeq and is a predicted model, not a curated record. Gene Ontology annotation, cellular component: oligosaccharyltransferase complex.
CGUGUAUUGGCUUUAUUCUAAAGUCUCUUGAUCGAAUAUUGUUUAUGGCGCUUGCGCACUAUGGUCAUUCUGAGUUGUAUCUGACUUGUGUGCUGUGCGAUGGUGACCAGAAUGAGGUUUGCGAGGUGUGGGUUCUUGUUGGGAGUAGCCAUCUUGGCUGUCAUCAUCUGUGAUCAGCAGAGUUAUGCAGUCAAGAAGGAAGAGCAACUCGGUGAAAGGGUGAAGCAGCUGGUAGAAUGGGGCAACAAGAGAGCCGUCAUCCGCAUGAACGGGGACAAGUACAGACUCUACGCCAAGAGUGCACCAAGGAACUACUCCCUGGUCAUCAUGCUGACUGCCAUGCAGCCUCAGAGGCAGUGCUCUGUAUGCAAGGCUGUCGGUGAGGAGUUUCAGAUAAUGGCUAAUUCAUGGCGCUACUCUCAAGCCUACUCCAACAGACUUUUCUUUGCCAGUGUGGAUUAUGAUGAGGCUGCUGAUGUCUUCAAAAGCUUGAAGAUCAACUCUGCCCCCAGUAUCAUCCAUUUCCCAGCCAAAGGCAAGUCAAAGAAAGGAGACACAUACGACAUUCAGAGGUUGGGAUUUCAAGCUGAGAAUUUGGCCAAGUGGGUUGCCGAGAGGACAGAUGUACAUAUCCGUAUCUUCCGUCCACCCAACUACUCUGGAACCAUCGCCCUUGGCAUCCUCCUGGCUAUGGUGGCAGGCUUCUUGUACUUCAGACGUAACAACCUGGAGUUCCUCUACAACAAGACCAUGUGGGGUGUUGGUGCUCUGAGCAUUGUAUUUGCCAUGACAUCAGGUCAGAUGUGGAAUCAUAUCCGUGGUCCGCCUUAUGCUCAUCGCAACCCACAGAAUGGACAAGUGAGUUACAUCCAUGGCAGCAGUCAGGGCCAGUUUGUCGCUGAGACCCACAUCGUCAUUCUGCUCAAUGCUGCUGUGACCUGUGGCAUCAUCUUGCUCAAUAAAAACUCUAUUACAGAUGGUGAUGUCAGGAAGCGUAGAGUUGUGACAGUUAUAGGAUUGGCUCUGGUUGUGUUCUUCUUCAGUCUCCUACUCUCGAUAUUCAGAGCCAAGUACAGAGGUUAUCCAUACAGCUUCCUUAUAAAAUGAUCUGUGUUAUCAGCAACACUUCGCUUCGGAGCCAUGCUUGCAGCAUUUUCUUCUCAAAUUUUUUCAAUUUUAGUCAAUUUUGUUUCACGUAGGUGUAGGUAGUUUUCAAAGUUGUUUUAUGCGCACUAUUGUAAAGAGAAAUGAGCUAGCACAAGUAUAACAGAGACACAUCAUGUUAUACUAUUGUUUAGAAUAGAAGUGUAUCUUUCAUAAGCAGCAGGGAAUGCUUGAGCUUCUAUUUAGGGUGAAAUAUUUCAACGAUUACUUUAGGAUUUAUAGUUGACGUAGAACUAUUUAAUUCAUGUAAAAGUGUCAUAAAGCUACAUGUUCUUUUAAAAAGAAUGCUCUAUUGUUUACUGGUAUCGCACUAUCACUAUUAUGUGAUAUAUCCACUCCUUGCAAUACAAAAGAAAUAUAGUAGCACUUAUUUGAGAUGGGAAAUAUGAAUAUGUUACCUAGAAUUGUUAAAGUUGCCCAAUUUUUCCUGAACUUUUGAACUAUCAUAGACUUAAAAUAAGUGUGUAAGUGAAUGUAAGGCAGGAAAAAAUAAAAUUACACAUGAUUUUCAUUUGAUAUGUGGAUUUUCAUUAUGCCUUGAUUUAGUACAUAAAAGUUUAGCUAUAGUCCAGAUAUCAAGUGACUUUUUAUAAUUCAUCACUUAAAAAAAUGUUUACCAAAGUGUUAAGUGGUUACAUCUGUAUUUUCAAUUUUUUCCUAUUUGUUUGUAUCAUGAUAGGGGUAUGGAGUAAUCUUUUUAAGAUUUAUUCAUUUAAUUUUUGAUUGUAUGAUUAUUUUCUUAAAUAAUGGUGAAGAUUUGUUUUUUUUUUUGUUUCUUUUGGUUUCAGUAAAUGAUGUUAUUGUAAUUUGGAAUGUUUUCUUUCAGUUAUGUUAACGUUGAUAAAUUCAUGUAGACUGCAUAUUUUGUAAUAAUGUUUAAAUAGGUGAAGACAAUCUCACGUGAGAAGUUAUGUAAAUGAGUCUUUAUACAAAUUUGUUUUCUGUGGCAGUCAGGAAAAUAUUGUUUGCUUUUGUUUAUUACUUGUGUGGAAUUAUUGUCACUUCGGUACAUAUUAUAUAUGUAUAUUAUGUGUACAUUUACAUCUAUGUGAACUUAUUUCAAAUUUUUAAUGUGACACGAAUAAAUAUUCAUAAAAAGGGUUUUUAUGAAUAAAUUUCAUA